Darwinula stevensoni is the source of this 1015-nucleotide messenger RNA. The record is from the annotation of a GenBank genome assembly. NCBI's taxonomy places the organism in Eukaryota, Metazoa, Arthropoda, Ostracoda, Podocopida, Darwinulidae.
AUGCUCCUGAUAGAAGAAUACCUUUCCUUCCCUACCAACACGUUGUACGUUAUCGAAGAUGUGGAAAAGAUACCUACACCAGCAUUUACCUUCUGCCCAAAGCCGUCUGUGAAGAGCCGCUUCCCACCGAAUCUGAACUCAUCCUAUAAAGUAGAUGCUUUUCUCGGAGGAACGACUUUCGCAGAGAAAUUCAAGCAACUCGCCAUUACCUUGCAUCAGUUGAUCCGUGCACCACACAAUUCUGACUGGUUGGAUGAUUUUGAGUCGUCAACAGUGAAUGGGGAGACGAUCAGAAGUCUUUCCUCAGGGUAUUGGAGUGAGCGAAUAUUUCUUGGAGAAAAUUCUACCAACAAUGAUAUGGGUGGAUAUCACUAUUUCAUGUGCUUUACGUUCCAUUGGAAAAAGAAACUUUCAACUGGAUCAAGAUCUUGCAAAGAAAACUUUUUCAAGCUCAACUUCGAGAUGAUUACUGACUCCGUGGAGCAGACGAUUGAGGUUUAUGUCCAUGAUGCGAGGGAAGAAUUCACAAAUUUCCACUUCUUUGAUUCCGAGCAAGUGAUUCUCUUCAAUGACUCUGUCACUCGUCUCUUCAUCCGACCUGAAGGCAUUCAGAAACGCAGCAAAAGGACAGACCCCUGUAUUGAUGAUGAAGCCUACAGUUACACAAGGUGCAAGGAGAACUGCAUCUGGGAGAAGAUGCUAGCGAGACACAACUUGAAGGGACUGUCGUGUUUCAUGCCGGCCCUCCUGACCAAGGAAGUCAAUUUGACGAUUCUGGAAUGCAAUAACUGGAAAGAUGAAACAAGCAGUUUUUCUCAGAUCCCUCACUUCUUAGAGAAGGAGAAGGUGACUCUGCUAGAUCUUCUGUCAAGCAUUGGAGGAAUCGUCGGGAUCUGCCUCGGUGCAUCCCUCGUCACGCUCUUUGACAUCGCCGAGAUGGUUUGCUCACGCAUCCCCUGCAGGUUUUUUCCAAGGAGAAAUGAGGUCGUUGCCACUGGAAACCACUGAUCCAAGC